Messenger RNA from Theileria equi strain WA, 798 nucleotides. Its product is annotated as DNA-directed RNA polymerase II, putative. The coding region runs from base 48 to 548 and encodes 166 amino acids. Gene Ontology annotation, cellular component: RNA polymerase II, core complex. NCBI's taxonomy places the organism in Eukaryota, Apicomplexa, Aconoidasida, Piroplasmida, Theileriidae. Gene Ontology annotation, biological process: transcription initiation at RNA polymerase II promoter; transcription-coupled nucleotide-excision repair; maintenance of transcriptional fidelity during transcription elongation by RNA polymerase II. The transcript is spliced from 5 exons. Gene Ontology annotation, molecular function: nucleic acid binding; DNA-directed RNA polymerase activity; zinc ion binding. The record is from RefSeq and is a predicted model, not a curated record.
AAAUCUCAUAUUCAUGUUCUUAAAAGUCUAUUGCUCGACUGUAUAUUAUGAGUGAACUGAAUUUUUGUCCUGAAUGUAAUAAUAUAUUAUACGCGAGGGCUGACUCGAGAAAGCAACAAUUAAAGUAUUUUUGUCGACAAUGUGAUUUUUCAAGAUGGGCAGACUCUAAUAGCUCAACCGACAACUGUAUCUAUCGCACAAGUUACAAUUAUGAUUCCAAAGAGGACAUUUUCGUUUCUCCACUAGUGAUAAAGGAUCCUACACUUGGAAGAACUACACACUGGAAGUGUCUAAAAUGUGGAUUUCAAAAGGCAGUAUUUUUUCAACUUCCAGAGAGAGUAACGGAUGAUGCCAUGAAGCUGGUAUUUGUGUGCUGUAAUUCUGGGUGUGGAUAUUGGAGCAAACAGAUUUAUGAUAAUACUCAGAACAUACAUAACACCGGCCCAAAACUAGCCACCGAAGAAUCGGUAAAGGCCAAUAUAGAAGCUGAGAAGAGAACCAGAAAUAUCUUUUACGGAGAUGUAGAUAAUUUUUUUAGCGAUACGUAGAAUGGAAGUUCUACACCUAAGAGUAUUUUACAAGUAGUUCCUCAUACGUCAAGUUUUGCAUUGCUACCCCCAACUCAUCAUUUACAGCAUCAUGUAUAUUGGAAGUCCACAAAAGGAAAUCGCGUUUGGAGUUGACCUUUGGAGGAGCCCUUCGAUAGAUAUCUAUCAGGCUGUCUCUACAUAAGCUACACGGGUAUAACUCAGCAAAUGUAUGAAGGAAUGCUGAUGUCUUCAAUUUAUCGUCCUUUGA